This is a messenger RNA of Penicillium diatomitis, 2151 nucleotides long. RefSeq lists its product as uncharacterized. The transcript is spliced from 6 exons. The record is from RefSeq and is a predicted model, not a curated record. NCBI's taxonomy places the organism in Eukaryota, Fungi, Ascomycota, Eurotiomycetes, Eurotiales, Aspergillaceae. Gene Ontology annotation, biological process: DNA-templated transcription; regulation of DNA-templated transcription. Gene Ontology annotation, molecular function: DNA-binding transcription factor activity, RNA polymerase II-specific; DNA binding; zinc ion binding. Bases 1 to 2151 code for a protein of 716 amino acids.
AUGUCUGAUCAACGCGACAGUAUAGCAGAAUCAUUCUCGCAGUACGGCCAUGACAAGAUGAACUCUGACGAGGCAAAGCCGUCCUCGUCAUCCAGAACGUCAAGUUCGACGGCUUCCUGGAAAAGGAGAGUCUCAACCGCCUGUCUGGCGUGCAAAAAGUCGAAGCGGAAGUGCUCAGGUACCGCACCAUGUGAGAAUUGUCGCACUUUCCAUCGCGUCUGCAUCUUCGACGAGUCCCUCGACCAGCGCCGGCGCGUCGCUGCCAAACGUACCGCCGACGAGUUAUCCUACCACCGAGAUCUUCUCAAUGACAUCUUCAAGCUGGUCCGCGAAGCAGACGAGACAAAAGCACUCGAUCUGCUCGAGAUCAUCCGUCACAAUGCCUCGCCAGACGAACUUCGCGCCUUCAUCAACGACACGCUCUCCGGCCUGGACACGUCGUCUAGUCGUACCUCGGCAGAUGCCGCGUCUAAGUUAGAGAGCAUGCGAGAGUUGAUCAAUGUUGAAGGAACGACACCUGUGUUUCGGCGUAAAGUCAUGGAUAUUCACUACUUGUGUGACGAGGCCCCGAUCAAGGUUCCUGCGCGACCGUGGACCCAGGUCACUGGGGAUGACGACCUGGUCUCGCAUUUAGUUUCGUUAUACUUUACGUGGGAUUAUCCGUUCAAUGCGUUUUUGGAUAAAGAUGUGUUUUUGAAGCAUAUGGUGAAUGCGGAUCCGGGCAGUCAGUUUUGCAGCCCGUUUCUUGUCAAUGCUCUAUUGAGUAAUGCAUGUUACUUUUCCGAAUUUUCCGAGGCAUACGUCGUGCCAGGAGACAUUUCCUCCAAGGGCUGUGAUUUCCUCGCAGAGGCGGAAAGGUUGAGGAGCGAGUUGCCGUUACAGCCCAGUUUGACGACCCUCCAAGGGUUGUUGCUAUUAUAUGAGAGAUACGCCAUGUCUCGCGACGAUGAUCUCGGCUACGUGAGGCUCCACGAUGCGAUUCGCAUGGGCGACACGCUCGGCCUGGUGGGCAAUGCAGGGCCCAAAAUUACCUCGGAACAACUAUCCCAGGACAUGGACAUCUCAUGCAGACGUACGGCUUGGGGAUUGUUCAAUGUUGACACAAUGAUCCAUACGGGCUUCCUUCGUCCCAGUCUCAUCAAUCACGUCAACAUGCGACGACUGGACAGGGACCACAUGCUUGAUCAGUCCGACUGGAUGCCCUAUCCAUCGCAUCGCGACACGAGACCCUCAUAUUUUAGUCUGUACUUUGACGAGUCCUGCAAUUUGUCCACGAUCUCACGCGACAUUUCACGGAGCAUGUUUGCAUCUCGCUCGAGUAUCCUGAAUCCGCAACAGGAGCAAAGUCGCGAUGUGUUGUAUGACAGAUUGCAACGAUGGCACGAGAUGCUCCCCGAGAUUUUUGAAUGGGAGAAGAUCCCACCAUAUUUGAUGUUGCUAAAAAUGCGCUACAAUGCCCUAAUCAUCAAUCUAUUCAGCUGUUUCCCGGGCAGUGAUCCCUCCAGCAGCGCACCCUCCGACGAACCGCAAACCCCCGAAAGUCCUCCGCCGCCAUCACCAGACGACCACGUCCCCUCCAAGUACAACUCCAUCGAGCUCACCCAAACCGCCGCCCGCACCAUCGCCCACCUCGCCCGCAUCCACCGCCGCGAAUUCGGCCUCCAUCGCGCCCACCACUUCGCCCUCUACACCAUCAAUCUCGCCCUGUUCGCCAUGAUCGAGCACCCGGCCUUUGACGUGCUCGACCCGGAUUUCCUCUCGCUCGUCAGCGCGCUCUCCGUCGUGGCCAGCCGCUCCGCGCUCGGCCGCAAUUUGUUCCAUCUGUUCCGGCAGUCAGUGCGCGCCAAGGCGCAGGGCGGCCGAGUGCGGGACUCAAAUUGGGUGUCGGACGAGCUGAAGGAGGUUUUGGACGAGAAGGCUGGGUCGAGAGGUCACGGACGGUUUGAUGAGUAUGCGAGUGGGUUGGAGAAGUUGAACGAGAAGGAGAAGUAUCAUGGGAUUCCGGGCCGGGGGGAAGGGUAUGGGAUCCAGGGGUAUCCUGGGUUGGGGCUGAGUGACAUGUUGGAUCGGUAUGAGAGUUUGAGUCUCGGGAAGGAUGAUGUUUUCUCGGAGAGGAGGAGGAGAAGGAGUCGAGUGGUUGGGUUUGAGUGA